Messenger RNA from Amoebophrya sp. A25, 275 nucleotides. The record is from the annotation of a GenBank genome assembly. NCBI's taxonomy places the organism in Eukaryota, Dinophyceae, Syndiniales, Amoebophryaceae.
CUUCUCUCUUCCUUCGUGCGUAGGAAAAAAUGGACGACCAUAAUUUUAGAGCCGCUGUUCGGCAGACGUGGGACUCGAGGCCCGAACUCCGUGGGAAAAAGGCAACUCUCAAAUGGGAUGGCUUGUCGACGAAGCGGGGGAUUCAAGUCUCAAUCCCUUCAAAGCGUGAGAACAUUGGGAAAAUGGCGAACCCUGAUCCGGUUCAUCGGGAACAAAGGAAGCCGACAAAAACCACCGCGGCCGAGGCGGUGAGUCUCUUAAUAAAGAAGUGCCCG